Dovyalis caffra is the source of this 1725-nucleotide messenger RNA. The record is from the annotation of a GenBank genome assembly. Lineage: Eukaryota; Viridiplantae; Streptophyta; Magnoliopsida; Malpighiales; Salicaceae.
AUGGCUUCAGUCAACAAUGGGAAACCUAAAGAAGAAAUUGAGGAAUGUAAUGGUGCUAAAGCCCAGGGUCAAACUCCUCUUCAGAUUUCAGCAUCUAGAAGGACACUAUUAAGCAAUGAAAACCCACGGGGGAUUUCCCAAGACAGCCUAAUUUCCCCUCCCAAUAGAAUGAGCUUUCUUAAAUUUGGUUCUGCAUCUGCCAAAUUUUGGCAGUUAGCUCGGGAGAGAGACGAGUUUUCACGUUCAGUGACUUCUUCAAGUAGCCAUGGUUUUCGAGAACGCAUCAAUGGGGUUUUAGCACGGAAGAUUGAUUGGGCUUUGCUCAUGAAAAUGGGUAAGGAAUGGAUCCGGAACCCAAUGAACAUGGCCCUUUUUGUGUGGAUCCUGUGUGUUGCUAUCUCAGGUGCAAUUUUGUUCCUAGUCAUGACUGGGAUGUUGGACCAUGCGCUACCUAAGAAGUCUGAGAGAGAUGUAUGGUUUGAAGUCAAUAAUCAAAUUCUCAAUGCACUAUUUACUCUCAUGUGUCUGUACCAACACCCAAAGCGAUUUUAUCACCUCGUGCUUCUCUGUAGAUGGAAUCGAAAAGACAUUUCUAGACUCAGAAAGAUUUACUGUAAGAAUGGGACUUAUAAGCCCCAUGAGUGGGCACAUAUAAUGGUGGUGGUGGCUCUACUCCAUCUUAACUGUUUUGCUCAAUAUGCACUUUGUGGUCUAAACAUAGGAUAUAGGAGAUCAGAGAGACCAGCCAUAGGAGUUGGAAUAUGCAUUUCUGUUGCAAUAGGUGCACCUGCAAUUGCUGGUGUAUACUCCAUUAUUAGUCCCCUUGGGAAGGAUUAUGAAUCUGAAAUAGAUGAAGAAGCACAGAUGCAGAUUAUCCCUGGUGAAAGGCCAGAGAAGUUGAGGUCAAAAUCAUUAGAAAAGAGAUAUUCAUUUGCAGCCAGAGAUGAAGAAAGAAUUGUUGAGAAUAUAGCAGUGUCGAAUGAACAAAGAAUUGAGACUAGACCACAGUGGAGUGGAGGGAUACAUGAUUUUUGGGAUGACAUUUCUAUAGCAUACCUAUCGCUUUUCUGCUCUUUUUGUGUCUUUGGGUGGAACAUGGAGAGACUUGGAUUUGGGAACAUGUAUGUUCACAUUUUAACUUUUCUCCUCUUUUGCUUGGCUCCUUUUUGGAUUUUCAACUUGGCUGCUGUUAACAUCGAUAACGAGACUGUCAGAGAAGCGUUAGGUAUUACUGGAAUUAUUCUUUGUGCAUUUGGAAUGCUGUACGGUGGCUUUUGGAGGAUUCAAAUGAGAAAGAGAUUCAAUUUGCCAGCUUACACAUUUUGUUUUGGUGAACCAGCAGUUUCUGAUUGCACUCUGUGGCUAUGUUGUUGCUGGUGCUCUCUUGCUCAGGAAGUCCGAACUGGGAAUUCUUAUGAUAUUGUGGAAGAUAAGUUCUGUCACAAGCAAGUGGGCAGUAGUGACCAGAUGCCACUUUCACCUUUUCCCUGCAAAGAUGGUUCAAACCCAAGUUCUCCACUUGACAACAACUCUAGCCCAUCCAAUGUAAUGAUAUCUAAUUCUCCAAGUCCGAGCACAGUUUCAAAGGGGCAUAACACUCCUGGUAGGCAGCUUUCUAUGGUGAAAGAAGAGUCUUCUAAAGGAGGUAAGGAUGAAACUAUGAUUCCACCUGCUCCAUCAUUGAUAGAAAGAGAAGCCAAUUUAGCUGGAAAACAGCAUAUAUAG